This is a messenger RNA of Trichechus manatus latirostris (Florida manatee), 1415 nucleotides long. RefSeq names its product alcohol dehydrogenase class-3. The transcript has 9 exons. Gene Ontology annotation, molecular function: S-(hydroxymethyl)glutathione dehydrogenase [NAD(P)+] activity; zinc ion binding. The coding region runs from base 25 to 1149 and encodes 374 amino acids. The record is from RefSeq and is a predicted model, not a curated record. Gene Ontology annotation, cellular component: cytosol. Gene Ontology annotation, biological process: formaldehyde catabolic process. NCBI's taxonomy places the organism in Eukaryota, Metazoa, Chordata, Mammalia, Sirenia, Trichechidae.
CACGCCCGACCAGAGCUAACGGACAUGGCGAACCAGGUUAUCAAGUGCAAGGCUGCGGUAGCCUGGGAAGCUGGAAAGCCUCUCUCCAUAGAGGAGAUAGAGGUGGCACCCCCAAAGGCUCAUGAAGUUCGAAUUAAGGUUAUUGCCACUGCAGUUUGCCACACCGAUGCCUAUACUCUGAGCGGGGCUGACCCAGAGGGGUGUUUUCCAGUGAUCCUGGGACAUGAAGGAGCUGGGAUUGUGGAGAGCGUUGGUGAAGGAGUUACUAAGCUGAAAGCAGGUGAUACUGUCAUCCCACUUUACAUCCCACAGUGUGGAGAAUGCAAAUUUUGCCUAAAUCCUAAAACAAACCUUUGCCAGAAGAUAAGAGUUACUCAAGGGAAAGGAUUAAUGCCAGACGGGACUAGCAGAUUUACUUGCAAAGGAAAGACCAUUUUACAUUACAUGGGAACGAGCACUUUCUCUGAAUACACAGUUGUAGCCGAUAUCUCUGUUGCUAAAGUCGAUCCUUUAGCACCCCUGGAUAAAGUCUGCCUGCUGGGUUGUGGCAUUUCAACCGGUUAUGGUGCUGCCGUAAACACUGCCAAGGUGGAGCCUGGUUCUACUUGUGCCGUCUUUGGCCUGGGCGGAGUUGGAUUGGCAGCUAUCAUGGGCUGUAAGGUGGCUGGUGCCUCCCGGAUCAUUGGUGUUGACAUCAAUAAAGAUAAAUUUGCAAGGGCCAAAGAGUUUGGAGCAUCUGAGUGUAUUAAUCCACAGGACUUCAGUAAGCCCAUCCAGGAGGUGCUUGUUGAGAUGACGGAUGGAGGGGUGGACUACUCCUUUGAGUGCAUUGGUAAUGUGAAAGUCAUGAGAGCAGCGCUGGAAGCGUGCCACAAAGGCUGGGGCGUCAGUGUGGUGGUUGGAGUAGCUGCUUCAGGUGAAGAAAUCUCUACUCGUCCAUUCCAGCUGGUAACAGGCCGCACAUGGAAAGGCACUGCCUUUGGAGGAUGGAAGAGUGUAGAAAGCGUCCCAAAGCUGGUGUCUGAAUAUAUGUCUAAAAAGAUAAAAGUUGAUGAAUUUGUGACUCACAGUCUAUCCUUUGACCAAAUCAAUGAUGCCUUUGAACUGAUGCAUGCAGGAAAGAGCGUUCGAACAGUUGUAAAGAUUUAAAUUCAAAAGAGAAAGUAUGUCCAUCCUUGUACCUAAGUCUUGAGGUCUGAUGGCAGCAGCCAGACAGGCAGGGAGAAGCUCUUCCAAGUUCACAACCUCUUAGACCUUCAGUAACCUACUCUAGAGAAUAAUGUUUUCUGUGUGAUUCCUAAAUCUCUGUAAUCAACAGCAAGGCUAAUACAAUCAUAAAUCUGUUUUCUGGGCUCUCCUUCAUACAAGUAAUUGCUAGCUCAUUAAAGAAUAUUUUAGCUUAAUAAAAGCAAUUU